GGUUCAAUGUGCUGCUGGAAAGAUGCUUUGCAACAACAAGUCCAAAUCCAAUGCAAAGCGGCCAUUAUGGCCUGUUUGUGUGGAAUACAUGGGAUGCACAAGCUAUGGUGGAGAUCAAUGGGGUGUCGCAAAAAGCGCUCUUCUCCUUUGAAGCCUUCAGACUGGUGGACAAUGAGUAUGAGGCAGUUUCCACUUUCUAUUUGCACUGUGUCACCAGACUCUGUGAGAUGUCUAAAUGUCGCUCCUUACUGUCUAAAUGUGGAUCUCUUGAGAGACUGUCCGAGAAGAGAAAGGCCAACAAAUACGUCUCAGAGAGCACUAUAGUAACUUCACCUGCCAUCCACGUGAGAAGCCAGAGGAGGAAAGCCGUGACGCCUGUGUUGAGUGACAUAGAUUUUCCUACAGAUCUGCCAGCUGACUCAGUCUUUGAUGAUUCUCCAUCGUUGAAGUGCAACAGGAUCCCUGUAAUGCUUGUAAUUGUGUGCAGUGUCAUCAAAACUGUUUUACUGUCCAUUUGAAAAACAGUCAUCCCAUUAUAUCCCACAGUCAUGAAGGAAUAUUGAUUAAAAAAAAUGUAAUGCUGGAUAAAAGAAAUGUCAGUUUGGUCAGCCAUUAUUUAGGCUCAAUAUUUACUGAAGUUUGGAGAUAAUAGUUCAUAUUUUAUGCAUUGAAAAAAAUAUUUAGUGAAACUGUUUUAGCAGUUGGAUUACAUUGAAUUCAGUCUGUAUGGCCAUUUUGCAUUAUGAAUACAUGUUGCUGUUAA
Molecule: messenger RNA, 763 nt
Organism: Oreochromis niloticus (Nile tilapia)
Lineage: Eukaryota; Metazoa; Chordata; Actinopteri; Cichliformes; Cichlidae
Product: zona pellucida-like domain-containing protein 1
Exons: 5
Coding region: 51-518 (155 amino acids)
Source: RefSeq, a predicted model, not a curated record